Molecule: messenger RNA, 897 nt
Organism: [Candida] anglica
Lineage: Eukaryota; Fungi; Ascomycota; Pichiomycetes; Serinales; Debaryomycetaceae
Source: the annotation of a GenBank genome assembly
AUGCAAUUUGCAUUACGAAGAUUGAAAAGGUUGAACUCUUUGCAUAACGUCCCACGUCGACGGUGGAUAAAUUCAUCUCUCAAGACGGUUCCUGUUUCUGUAUCAAAAUGGUCAGUUUAUAAGUGGCAUGAUGUUGAUGAUAUUAGUAGUACAAAUAUAUCAUCCGAUGCUAAUAAUUCCAAGGAUAAUCAUACAGACAUCGAUCCUGAAAAGCAGGAAAGAAAUGCUAAUUUGGGCUCAACUGUAGAACAAUUAAGAGAACUUAUACCCCAUAUCGGUUCUAAUUCACUUCCAAAAUCUUUACUUUCCCCACAUAUUUUACUUCAAAUUUGCCCAACUCACUUUGAUGAAUUAAAUUCUUAUCUUCCAACUAUUAAAGGAUACGUUCCUUACUAUGCCACGUGUAAAGUGCUCCAACUUGCACUCACGUCUAUUGUCUUGGCGCCUAGUGUUCAUCUUCACAUUCAAUCAAUAAGAUCAUUUCCGCUUGGUACGGGGGGGCCUCGAUUACCAUCUUGUGUAUACCCUGAGGCAACUAAAAUCGUCGUUCGAUGGACCACAUCGUUGGAUGGUCGUACAGAACUCAAUCUGUACUCCGAUGCGUUGGACCGUCAAGGUCUGCAUGUUCCACACGGAUGGUCAAAAGUCAAACCAGUCGAAUUCGUCAACAAUGGUGAUGAAUCAAAACAUUUUGCAUCGUUUACAGAAAAGUUGAUGGAAUUGUCCACCAGUAUUAAAUUAUUGGCAAAGGAUAAAGAUUUAGAUCGAGUUAUAUCUGGAAUCUUUGUGUUUGAGUUAAAUGAAUCCAAUGAUCAAAUUAUUGUCCAUACCAUCGAAGAUAUUAAUAUCCUUGAACGUACUGAGACCCAAGUAGAUGGUGAGUUGAGAGUUUGUUGA